This is a messenger RNA of Dothidotthia symphoricarpi CBS 119687, 1581 nucleotides long. RefSeq lists its product as uncharacterized. Gene Ontology annotation, cellular component: nucleus; cytoplasm. The record is from RefSeq and is a predicted model, not a curated record. The transcript has a single exon. Gene Ontology annotation, molecular function: histone H3T3 kinase activity. Gene Ontology annotation, biological process: mitotic cell cycle; intracellular signal transduction. Lineage: Eukaryota; Fungi; Ascomycota; Dothideomycetes; Pleosporales; Dothidotthiaceae. The coding region runs from base 1 to 1581 and encodes 526 amino acids.
AUGGAUAAAGGUGCCAAGACCGCGCCGCCACCAAGCACACCCGUACGCCCAAAAAAGAGCAAGUCGAAAGCGAAGUCCAGAAUUGCACCAACACAGAUGACGCAAAUACCGACACCCGAACCAACCCCAGAGCCUGACGAUGUUUACUCUGCGUACGUCUCUCCGCUUCUGUCUCUCAGCUAUGGAAAGAAGAUUGUACCGUUCGAGCAAUGGUCAUCAGAGCUCCAACCACAUUUCCAGAUCACCAAGAUCGCGGAAGCCUCCUUCUCAGAAGUGUACCGUCUCUCAGCCACAACCACCUCACCAGAUGGCAUUACUCAGGAGUCUGUGCUGAAACUCAUCGGCUUGAAGACCCCGCCAGACGCCCCACUCCCCAGCCAGACACAAGCCCGUGCAGUCCGAGACCGAAACGGCCAAUUGGAAAAGGAACUAGAAGAACGAGAAGAGAAAGACGCAUUCAAAUCUCACGUUGCCGACGUCCUCUCUGAAGUCCGCCUCCUACAAAACCUCACUUCAAUCCCAGGCUUCACCAUCUUCCGCGACUUAACAAUCCUGCAAGGCCGGUCAUCCUCUCUCUUCAACGCCGCAUGGACAAAAUGGAACAAGGCUCGCCCCCGCGGCAAGAAGAGCUACUUCCCCGACCCCAGCAAAAAAGCCAGUUACGAUAGCACACAACUCUGGGCCGUUGUAGAGAUGCAGGACGCGGGCACGGACGUGGAGAAACUGAUGGAGAACGGCGGAUUAGCGAGUGUUUGGGCAGUCUGGGAUGUGUUUUGGGGGGUUUGCGCGAGCGUGGCCAAGGCAGAGGAGGUUUGUGGAUUUGAGCACCGAGAUCUGCAUCUAGGAAAUAUUUGUGUCCGGUCGAGCAGGCCAGAUGCGGAUGUCCAGAGUCCCGAGGUUGAGGAACCAUUAAAGCGCAAAAUGGGGUUCACAGGGUUGGAGACGACGGUCAUUGAUUAUACGUUGUCGCGCGCAGAGAUUGUUGCAUCGUCGUCGCAACGGCCUACACCCUCAUCCUCUACACUCGACGUCGCAUAUCUCGAUCUCGACAAAGAUCCCGCGCUCUUCCAAGGCGACGCGCAGGAAGAAUACCAAUACGAGAUUUACCGCUACAUGCGUGGUGUCGCCCUAUACGACAACCCUUUACAACAAGAACCCACACCAACCGUACAGGCACCACGCCGCUCCCCAAGAAAAAACACACAUAUUCGCUUCGAAGAAACAGCGACAAUACCAGAUUCAGAAGAUGAGGCAGAGGCAAAGGUCGACGUAUGGAGAUCGUUCCACCCCCGCACAAAUCUCGUGUGGGCGCACUUUCUACUUCACAAGUUGCUUGCCCAUCUCGAAACUAUGAACGCCAUUCCCACUGCGUCUUCUUCCAAACACAGCUCUGAGUCUGCAAACGAGGAUGAUGAAAAGAUAAGCAAGAAGGCGACGAAACUGUACAAGAUUCUGGUACAUGUUAGCGAACUGCUAUGCCCCAUGGCUUUGGGGGGAGAGGGCAGUCUGGGGGGCGUGAAGGAGUUGGUGGUUUUGGCUAUCGAGGAGCGGUGGUUGAGGGUUGGGGACGUGAGGGGGUGA